Molecule: messenger RNA, 2949 nt
Organism: Alligator mississippiensis (American alligator)
Lineage: Eukaryota; Metazoa; Chordata; Crocodylia; Alligatoridae
Gene: CLDN20
Product: claudin 20
Exons: 4
Coding region: 445-1104 (219 amino acids)
Biological process (GO): cell adhesion; bicellular tight junction assembly
Cellular component (GO): bicellular tight junction; plasma membrane
Molecular function (GO): structural molecule activity
Source: RefSeq, a predicted model, not a curated record
UCAUUUAUCUGAAUUCAUGGAAUGACAACCCACCAAAAGAAGUUCUAAAGACAGCUAAAAGUUAUCAAUGAGAGAUGGAACUAAGAGAGGGAAUGAGCAGUAAUACUGCAUUGUAGAAGACGGGAAAAAUACUCAAAGCAAUUUUUGUUUAAUAAAACACCAAUGCCGGUUUCUAUGAAGAACAGAGAUCUUUCCAUUGAAGAGAAAAUAUAUUUCUCCAGGGCAUCUACAGUGAAGAAAACAUCCCAGACCUCACGUUCAGCAGCUAAAACUCAAGCUGGACUUCAAGCCUCAGAGUUGUGUAAAGUGCUAAACAGCCUCAGCUCCCCUGUCAGUGGCUACUGAAGACAGAUUGCUACAGCCUUGGUUGGGAAGCUAUCAGCCAGUUACACAUAUUUACAACGAGAGAAACGGGCAGACAAAAGGUGACAGCAGAUCAUCAUCAUGGCAUCAGGAGGUCUACAGUUCUUUGCUUUUAUUCUAGCCCUGUUUGGUGUUUUUGGAGCCAUUACAGCCACUUUACUACCCACUUGGAAGGUGAAUGCCGAUGUGGGUUCAAAUAUCAUAACAGCUGUAACACAGACGCAAGGGCUCUGGAUGGACUGCACGUGGUAUAGCACCGGGAUGUUUAGCUGUACCCUGAAAUAUUCAAUACUCUCUCUCCCUGUCUACAUUCAGGCUGCACGGACCACCAUGGUACUGUCUUGUAUCCUCUCAGUCUUGGGGAUUUGCAUCUCUACAAUUGGAAUGAAAUGCACAAAGUUGGGAGGGGACAAGGACACCAAAAACCACACUUCUUUUGCUGGAGGGAUCUGCUUCAUCCUUGCAGGAAUCUUUGGAUUAGUACCAACAUCCUGGUACACAAGAGAGAUCAUUUUAAAUUUUAUGGACCCUACAAUACCAGAGAGCAGUAAAAAUGAACCAGGAGGAGCUGUUUACAUAGGAUUCAUUUCAGCAGGGCUUCUGUUCAUCGCAGGUGUGAUCUUCUGCACUUCCUGUUUUAAAAAGCAGCAGGGACCAUGGAUUUACCCCACCAAGCAACUGCACCUCCCGUGCACACAGCAAGAGAACAAUGCAGGCUACAACCUAAAAGACUAUGUGUAAAUAGAGUUAUGUCUAUCAGCUGCAGCUUUUUUGUGCCAAGUUUGGCUUUGUUUGUUUUAGAUUAAAGGAUAUAUCAAAACAAUACUUAACUUUUCUUAUGUCAGGGCUGCAAUUACUUUUUUGCAAGGUACUUUUAUUUUUAACAAAAUCAGCAGAGAGAAAAACUGUAGGAAAUAAGUGUAUGGUUCAGAGUUUAUUUUUGCUGAUUUUUCAAAUCAAGUUUUCUUUGGUUUCCAAGCUGAAAUUUACUGAAGAGAAAGGAAUCAUUUAAAACAGGGUAAUACAAUUAACCUGAAGGCUAGGUACAGCAAAUAUGCUUGAAAAAAAAUCUAUUCAGCAAAAACAAGGCACUAGUAAUAUACCCACAUGGGUAUUUUUUUCCUCUCAGAACCCUGUUUAAAUUAUAGUGAAAACAAAACCAAUUCUCCUUUUAUGCGAGCACAAUUUAUUGUUCUUAACAGCCACAUCUGCAUUUCAUUUCCAGUUUUUAACUGCCAUGGUAACUGGCUUUCUUAGAAAGCUCAGCCACACUGUAUAUCUGCAUAUCAGUGGCUGAAGAACUAACAUUGCCAUUCAGAUAUUGCCAAAAAUACCUCCUCUCCCCCCAAAACUCUACCUGCUGUGGGUCCCAUUUUUUAUUUUAAAAGAAAUGAGUGCUGGGCAGUCUCCAACUGUUGUUAAGCUUUCACCAAACAAAUAAAUGUUAGGUCUAAGGAGGAACAUGACAACAGAUGUGUCCUCACAACUAAGGAAAUGCUUGGAACAUUUAUGUUCAAGAUCCUUCCUUUCAAUUACUGUUAUUUACUUGAUAAGUAUUCAACAUCCAAAUCCAAAGGCCAUUGAAAGACUCCUAUUAAGCUCAGUGGAAUAUGGAUCAGGCCCAUUGUCACUAGUAAAUGUGUCACAUAUAGCACUAGCAAAUAUGUUAAUUUACAAGUAUUUUGUCAUCUUAAUUUGAUCUAUGCUGCUGUAUCUUCAGAACUUUCUUUCCAGCAUGCAGAAACUGUUUCUCGCAAUUAACUCAAGUCCUGCGAUGCAUCUUAUUUAUCCAUAUUCAGUUUUUUAGUGCUUGAAGUUCACUAAAUACAACUGCAAUACUGUGCCAUAACAUAGAUUAAUUUAGUAUGCAUCCCAUAUGACAAGAUCUGAAUGACAAGGAAGGAGUGAAGCUUCCUCUUUUAUUAUAGACUUUUAUAGAGAAUGAGAUGGUUUUGUACACCUCGACAGUCUGUCUUAAAUCCAUUAGCAAGGAACUGGAGGUACAGACUUCAUGUUGUAUUAUAUGCUAUUACUCAGAAUUAAUUAUUUGAGUUUCCUGCCUACAUCAAUCAAAAAUCACUGAUAACAGUGCUAGAUCAGCAGUUACAGUAGUGCAGACUUGGCCAUGAGCAAAGUCAAAGUUAUUUAAAUAAUAGAGCAGUAUUAUAAACUAUUCUAAAACAGCUGUAUUAAAAUGUAUGUAAACCUUCAGGGGUAUACAGGUUGUUGUUUUUUGAGGCACUAAGGUGGUUUUUUUCUGAAGGAGCAAAAUUUCUGAAAGAUAUUAUUUUAAUAAAUAUCUGCAAUGCCUAUUCAAAUCACAAGCAUCUCUGCCUUGAAUUAAAAAAAAUACCAGUACUCUUUAAAAAAAAAGUCUCUAGAGAAAACAAAAAUAAAGAAAACCUUAAGAGAAAGGCAGAAGAAAAAAAUAUUUGCCCACUGUACGCAUAGAUGAAGUCCAAUAAUUGCAUAGGAAAAUAAUUGCUCAGAAAGACUCCUUCCUAAUGCCACCUGAAAAGCACCUGAAGUUCCUUGUUUACCAAUGUAAAGUUUAAGCUCAUGAAUUAAAAGAUAAAAGUUCAAGAA